UCGUUCAAACAACUUCUCACUGGUAGUUUUGGCCCCGAGCCCCUGAGCGAUCGUUGAACCAUCCCGACUCGCCCCCCGAGAGCCUUGCGGGCUGCCUCGCUUGUCCCGAGCAACAGUUCCACCUCGACAGCCCCUCCGAGAGACACCGCUACCCCUCUUCAACUGAUAUGGCCGAUAUGGGCAACAGCAACAGCUCCGAGAGCGGCGGCGGCGGCGACGACGACGGCAUCGUCAACUGGGUCGCCCUCGUCAUUUCCCUGGUGGCUCUGCUGGGCACCUUCGCCCAGGUCUUCCAGCAAUACAUUGCGUCGGCCGCCGGAUACUCGAACUGCGGCGAAAGCGUCAUGGGGAGGUGGCACGAGAGCAAAAAACGAAAAUUCCGGGCCACCGAGCUGCGCUUCGAGGUCGAGUUCGAGACCCCCGUCAUUUUCGUCUGCCCGACCACCAACGACAAAGGCCCCAUCAAGAAACAGCCGAUAUACUUCGUCAGCGGCACGCCGCAAAGCUUGAAAGAAACGCGGGCAUUAUUACCACAAGAUGAAGAAGCGCACCGCCAGUCGCUGCAGGAGAGCACGGUACACACCGCCGACAACGAGAGGGCCUCGUGGGUCGUGCUGCUCUCGCAGUUACAAUCCAUGGAGAAGGAAAGCCAGGACUGGCAGCAAGAGCACUACAAACAGAACCCGCCCGAACGGAUGGAGCAAGUUGAUUUUUCGAAACAUACGCUCGCCGUCGCCCUGCAGGCCAAGAAACGAAGCUGGGAUACCAUGCCCGCCGGUGUCAAAAAGCCCUACGCUACUACGACCAUGUGCCACCUCCUCGAAAUUGUCGCCAUGAUGGGGAUACACUGGAAGGAGUUCGACCGGUCGCGGGAGCGGUACCGGGCCGAAGGGAACGGCUACAUCCUGAUGGGUACCAAUGUCCCCGAACUUGGCAUUAUGUUCACCCUCCAGGUUACCGGCAAGAGCCGGUUUCAGGAGAAUAGGGUGAUCCCCGUCGAUGAAGUCAAGGAGCUGUGCUGCGGCUAUGUGUCAACCUUGUUCCAGGAAAACAAAGACAGGCGUCGGAUCGAGUUUCCCAACGACGAUACCAAGGAUAGCAAGGAUACCAAGGACCUGAACUUCCUCCAGCUCGGCAGUCUAGACGAGAUUGCCGAGACCAUGGUCCUGAUUGAGUGCAACACCGAUACGGCCAAGUAUUUCCGGUCUCCUGACGCCAAGCACGGCCAUCUCUUCCCAGUUCCGUUUGAGCUCCUCGGCAUGCUUGGAAAGACGCUACACAUCCGCAAUAGCGCCUUCCGCAUGCUGCCAAACCCUACCCCGUACCACUGGGACAAGAACUUUUUCAACAUGCGGAGGCUGGUCCGGGAAUAUUGGAAAAAGAUCACGGACUCGGAUACAGAUGACGUGCUCUGGAAUCCGCAGACCCAAAAGUUAAUGGACGAUUCCGAGACCUUGGUACACGCCCUGGACGUGGAUAAGAAGUCGAAAACACCCGGAUAUUCCAUGCCGCUGCUCAAUACUCUCCACGAUGUCCUGGUUGGGUGUGACAAUUUUCUCAAGACCAGCGACCGUGACCUUGUGCGCAUGGUCAUCCGCGAACAUUUCCAGGAAGUCAUGAGGAUGAUCAACGACAAGGGCAGCGCCGAAGGCGAUUUCGACGCCAAUAGCAUGCGAAGUGGCGGCGUGAAGCAAGUGGCAGAACACUUCGACGAGCUCACGGCGGCCAGCCCCGAGCUGCGCCAGGAGGCUUUCAUGGAGCUAUAUUUCUUCAAAGUGCUCCGCCACGUCCGGGCACGCGCCGUCAUGUCAUAUGGGCGCCGACAAACUACUCAGUACGCCCCAUCGGUGCAUUCCCCAGAUUCCGCCAUCGACAGCGAGCCCGAGGCCAGGGCCUCUCCUCCUUCACUGAGGAAAGACGGGAGCAGUCAGUCGGUGCCCAUGCUGACCGUGCAGUUUCCGGGCGGGGGGCCGCAGCCAGACCUGGCGGACGAGACGACAAAGCUUGAGUCGACAGCCUCGGCCAUAUGGUGCACGCUCGUGCUGAGGAUGCUGUGCUGGUUAUUGCUGCACGAUUUUAACAAGAAAGACGUGCAAAUUCCCAAGAGUGAGCUGCUCGGGAGUCGCCUGCCGGUUUAUAUCGCCUAACCGGUGUCUGGAGGCGGUGUGGCGUGGCAUUGGCUCGGCUGGGCGCUCGACAAGGGGAAGACGAACUCCCUUGGGUCGAGUCUGGUGGACUCUGGUUGCCAGAGAAGGGAGGCGUUCUUGGUUUAAGGCAGGGCAUAUUCAUUCUGGUAAUCAUCUCUAGCGUUCAUCAUAUUU
Chaetomium fimeti is the source of this 2321-nucleotide messenger RNA. RefSeq lists its product as uncharacterized. The coding region runs from base 168 to 2147 and encodes 659 amino acids. Lineage: Eukaryota; Fungi; Ascomycota; Sordariomycetes; Sordariales; Chaetomiaceae. The transcript has 2 exons. The record is from RefSeq and is a predicted model, not a curated record.